This is a messenger RNA of Dothidotthia symphoricarpi CBS 119687, 1215 nucleotides long. Its product is annotated as cyclin-dependent protein kinase-like protein Ssn3. Gene Ontology annotation, biological process: protein phosphorylation. Bases 1 to 1215 code for a protein of 404 amino acids. The record is from RefSeq and is a predicted model, not a curated record. Gene Ontology annotation, molecular function: cyclin-dependent protein serine/threonine kinase activity; ATP binding; RNA polymerase II CTD heptapeptide repeat kinase activity. Gene Ontology annotation, cellular component: nucleus; mediator complex. Lineage: Eukaryota; Fungi; Ascomycota; Dothideomycetes; Pleosporales; Dothidotthiaceae. The transcript is spliced from 2 exons.
AUGUUUACUGGGUACAACAACAAGAAGCGGAUCAGCGAGCGCUACAAGAUCGUAGGCUUCAUCAGCAGCGGUACCUAUGGACGCGUCUACAAAGCCGAGGGCAAAAAUGGCCGUGUUGGAGAGUUUGCCAUCAAAAAGUUCAAGCCCGACAAGGAAGGUGAACUUCAAUACUCGGGAAUCUCGCAGUCUGCCAUACGGGAGAUGGCACUCUGCACGGAGCUCGCGCACCCCAAUGUUGUGCAUACUUCAGAGAUCAUCCUGGAAGACAAAUGCAUCUUCAUCGUGUUCGAGUACGCAGAACAUGAUUUGCUCCAAAUCAUUCAUCACCACAAUCAGCCGCAACGCCAGGCCAUUCCUGCGCGUACCAUCAAAUCCAUCCUCUACCAACUCCUUCAAGGACUCCUCUAUCUGCACAGAAACUGGGUCAUGCAUCGAGAUCUGAAACCUGCCAAUAUCAUGGUCACGAGUGCCGGCAAGGUAAAGAUUGGCGAUUUGGGUCUUGCUCGACUCUUCUACAAACCGCUACAAUCACUGUUCUCCGGUGAUAAAGUCGUCGUCACAAUAUGGUAUCGGGCACCUGAAUUGUUACUUGGCAGCCGUCACUACACACCAGCAGUCGAUCUGUGGGCUGUCGGGUGCAUCUUUGCUGAGUUGCUGUCACUCCGGCCCAUCUUCAAGGGAGAAGAGGCGAAGAUGGACAGCAAGAAGACGGUGCCAUUUCAGCGGAAUCAGAUGCAGAAGAUCGUGGAGAUUAUGGGUAUACCAAGCAAAGAACGGUGGCCGUUGUUGACGGCCAUGCCAGAGUACUCCCAGCUAAACUCGAUGAUGGCCGGGAACGUGGGGAGAUACCCGCGCGCCCAGAGUGGCGAUGGUCUAGAGCGAUGGUACCAGCAAACCCUCAACAACAACCAUUAUCCCGUUGGUGCUGGACCGGAUACACCUGGAACCGAGGGACUUUCGUUGUUGAAGCAACUCCUCGAGUAUGACCCACAAAAGCGCCUGACCGCCGAGAACGCACUUUUACACCCGUAUUUCAGUGUGCACGGAAAACCAUCUGAGAGUUGCUUCGAGGAAUCGAAGAUCAAGUACCCUGUUCGGAGAGUCAGUCAGGAGGAUAACGAUAUUCGUACGUCGAGUCUACCCGGAACCAAGAGAGGGGGACUUCCAGAUGAUUCGCUUAUCGGACGACCGGCGAAGCGUCUGAAGGAGGGAUGA